This is a messenger RNA of Anarrhichthys ocellatus (wolf-eel), 859 nucleotides long. It is a transcript of the gene soul5, whose product is annotated as heme-binding protein soul5. The record is from RefSeq and is a predicted model, not a curated record. Gene Ontology annotation, molecular function: heme binding. The coding region runs from base 28 to 684 and encodes 218 amino acids. NCBI's taxonomy places the organism in Eukaryota, Metazoa, Chordata, Actinopteri, Perciformes, Anarhichadidae. The transcript has 7 exons.
AAACACAGAAGUCAACUCUCUGCCACGAUGAUUUGCCUUUCGGUGCUUGUUGGCUUCCUGUUAGUCUUAACAGCUGAGGCCAGAGUUGGAAACUCAUCUCAGUUAGCAUUCUGUACUGAGACAGAACAGUGCCUGCUGUUUGAUCUGAUUUGUAAAACUGAUGAUUACGAAGUCCGUCACUAUGACUCUGUCAAUUGGGUUUCAACUGACGAAACAUCCUGGUUCAUGGACAUCGCAACAGUGACAGCAUUCAGACGACUGUUUGCCUACAUCGCUGGAAAUAAUAUUAAAAUGACAGCUCCUGUUCUCGUGAAAUGCACUCCCGCCACCUCAUUCUGGCAAACGGGUACCUACACAAUGAGUUUCUUGCUGCCAGUUGAACAUCAAAAGAAUCCCCCCAAACCUACUGAUGUUAAGGUGUACAUCAACAAGAUGCCAGAUAUGAAAGUCUAUGUACGCAGCUACGGAGGAUGGAUGAUGAGCUUGACUGAAAAAAAGCAAGUAGAAAAUCUGCGCAAUGACCUUGAUAAAGUGGGUGCAGAGUACAAAGAAAGCUUCCACUAUUCUGCUGGAUAUAACAGUCCAAUGAAGCUGUUUAACAGGCACAAUGAGGUGUGGUACAUCGUUGAGGAUGAGCCGAUGUGUACCAGCAGUGAGGAAUUGGAUUUUUCUCCUUCCUCCUAAAUAUUAUAAGCCGUGUGCAAUGACAGCUUACAGUAAACAUGGUAUGUAAAGAGAUGUUGUAGCUGGACAUUGCCUCAAGUCAUAAAGUGUCAUAUAAAUAACCUGCCAGCAAGAGCACAGAUUUAAAAACUGCUGUUGGAUUUGAAUGAAUUGAAUACACCAUGCAGUACUUGUU